CAUCAGUUAUUUUGUUUGUUUAGAGUUUAUAAAACUGUACAGGGCCCAGUCACGCCUGAAAUUCGAAUUGUGAAAUUCAGGUCAUCCACAGCAGGAUGGUAGGAAAGUGGGCGGAUUCCAGAUGAACAGGCCCUGGAGGCUCGAUACCGAGACGAGGAUCCUAGACCUACCGGAAGUGCUGCCGCCACGUUCGACCGGAGGACCGUCCGGCCUGCAUCUUACAGCGAGGGCUCUGUUCCCGCUCCCUAGGCAACGCCCGAGUCUCAGCUCGCACCUUCCCGCAGGUCCAGGUCUCGGGACUCGAACCCCGGGGACCCUCCGGGGGCGGGGGGUUGAGACGGGGGUCUCAGUUAGUCCAAACUUAUAUCAAGACUUUCUGAGUCAUCUGUGUGGUCCCUAAUUCACGGGCUACUUCCUGCAUGAACUUUUUUAGGUAAGGGGAUUUUUUGUUCUUUUUUAGCAACACUAGGGAUUGAACCCAGGAUAUUACACAUCCGAGACAAGCUCUCUAACUGCAGAGGUAUAAUCCCCAGCCCAUCCAUACACUGUGUAAGGUGUUUGUUCUUAAUACAGAGAAGCUAAAAUGGAAAGAAAGUAAGAAAUUGGCACAAAAUCACAUUACUGGUUUUGGAACCAGAGGCAAACCCAGGUCAGAGUAACUUAGAAGUCUCUGCUCUUUGUACAUUAUAACAUUCUAUUUUUUUCUGUUAUAUCCAUCUUUUGCUCACCCAUACAAUUACUUUCAGUGAAAAGAUUUCUGGUCUCUGAUAACUGCUGAUGACAUUAAUUUCCAUCAUCAAUCAUUGCCAUUUUUCACUGCUUAGGAGAAGCCUCCAAAGGUGUGUUUUGAAGGGUGCCUUAACAGCCACUCAAGGUCAGGAUGAAUGCACAGGUUUUAUCCCUGGAUUUUCAAGCCCCGGAGUUGUUGGAAGAACUUGUGACGGUGAAAGUUGAGGCAGAAAGUCAGCUCCAAAAGCAGGAAUCCAGACUGAAGCGCAAUAAUCCCCUAGCAAGGGAAAUCUUCCGAAGGCACUUUCGGCAGCUCUGCUACCAAGAGACCCCAGGACCGAGAGAGGCUCUUACUCAACUUCGGGAACUUUGCUACCAGUGGCUGAGGCCACGUGUGAGCACAAAGGAGCAGAUCCUGGAGCUGCUGGUGCUGGAGCAGUUCCUGACCAUCCUGCCCGAGGAGCUGCGGGGCUGGGUGAGGGAGCACUGUCCAGAGAGUGGGGAGGAGGCUGUGAUUUUGCUGGAGGAACUGGAGAGAGAACUUGAUGAACCAUACCCUGAGAUGGUAACUCACAGACACAGACAAGUCCUCUCCAGAGAGAAAGUGCCUCUAGGAGAGCAGUCAUCACUGAGCGCUCAGUGCCAGCUUGCGGAGCCCCAGUUCACAUAUGAGCCUGACCAGGAGUUCCAUCCUAGAGGAGAGACAGAUGAAAUGACUGAGAUUAAAGACAGAGAGUUGGUGCUAGGGAAAGACUGUCCACAGGUAGUGGAGCCACAUGGGAAAACAUUUCAUGAUCAGCCCUGUGCAGUGUCGCAGCAGGACCCUGGACAUGAAGAAGUUGGUGAGUGUAAAGGUAGGGUGGAGAGGCAGUGGGAAAGCCACUUGGCAGAUGGGCAGCACCAAUGUGGGAAAUGUGGGAAGAGCUUUGCUCAGAGCUCAGGGCUCACCCGACACCAGAGAACUCACACUGGAGAAAGACCCUAUGAAUGUAACGAGUGUGGGAAAACCUUCAGUCGCAGUUCUGGGCUCUUUAAUCACCGAGGAAUCCACAAUAUACAGAAGCGGUACCACUGUAAAGAGUGUGGAAAGGCUUUUAGCCAGAGCGCAGGUCUAAUCCAGCAUCAGAGGAUCCACAAGGGGGAAAAGCCCUAUCAGUGCAGCCAGUGUGAUAAAAGCUACAGUCGCCGUUCAUUUCUCGUUGAGCAUCAAAGAAGCCACACAGGGGAGCGACCUCACCAGUGCCUAGCAUGUGGGAAAAGCUUUAAUCGCCACUGCAACCUCAUCCGACAUCAGAAGAUCCACAUGGUAGCAGUCCCCAAGUCACUGGCCAAGUUCUGAGGGGUAGGGUAAGACCAGAAAAUGCCUCUUUUUUUCCUGUCUCUACUAAACAUGUUUGGAACAGAUACUGACCUAUGGCCAGGAACUUCAACAAGGAAAUUUUGUACUUUUGAAGCUGCUGCUUUCCCUUUUGUUUGCCACUUUCCUAUUCUUAUUUAGCUGCUGACCCUUAUUAGUAAUGUAAUAAAUGACACUGCUAAAGUCAACAUCCUUGAAAAA
Messenger RNA from Chinchilla lanigera (long-tailed chinchilla), 2287 nucleotides. RefSeq names its product zinc finger and SCAN domain containing 9 (gene Zscan9). Gene Ontology annotation, molecular function: DNA-binding transcription factor activity, RNA polymerase II-specific; RNA polymerase II cis-regulatory region sequence-specific DNA binding. Gene Ontology annotation, biological process: regulation of transcription by RNA polymerase II. The coding region runs from base 881 to 2068 and encodes 395 amino acids. The record is from RefSeq and is a predicted model, not a curated record. NCBI's taxonomy places the organism in Eukaryota, Metazoa, Chordata, Mammalia, Rodentia, Chinchillidae. The transcript is spliced from 4 exons.